GGCACUUUGGUCGGUCAAACACACUCCCUUACAAAAAAUUAGAAUCAUGGCCAAACGCGAGUUUCAAGAGGAAUGUACGGAGCAUAAAGUGAAGAAGUCCAAGAAAGAAAAGCACGCUGCGAAGGACACCGACGACAAAUCUCAAGAAAUUGCAGGGCUUGACAAGAAAUACACACAGUCACGCGCAUUGAGUGAACUGCCAGAAUCAGAGAUAGAUCGCUUCCUCAUCGAGAACACGAUCAAGAUUACAGAUACUUCGAAAGAUGUUGCCAAUCUUCGGCCUAUCAUAUCCUUUUCUCAUCUUCCUCCUUGCGAUGGUCCACUCUACGAUCCUCUGAGCUCUUUCAACUCUCCCACCGCCAUUCAAUCGGCAACUUGGCCUUUGUUAUUCUCUGGUCGCGAUGUGAUUGGUAUUGCUGAGACCGGUAGUGGCAAGACGCUUGCUUUCGGUUUGCCGUGUUUAAAAAAAGUGCAGGAUUCGAAGAGGAAAGGCAAUAAAAAACCCUUUCAACCCAUGGCGGUCAUGAUCUCGCCGACCAGAGAGCUAGCCAAACAGAUCCAUGACCAGCUUGUGAAAUUUGCAGAACCAAUGGGUGUGGAGGUAGCCUGCGUCUUCGGUGGUGUUAGAAAGGACGAACAACGCGAAGCUUUAAAGACUGCGGCUAUUGUUGUCGCGACCCCGGGAAGACUGAAAGAUCUCCAGAAUGACUGCUCGGUGGAUCUGGCGAAGGUCAAGUACCUUGUCCUGGAUGAAGCCGAUCGUAUGUUGGACAAGGGAUUCGAACAAGAUAUCAAAGAUAUCAUCCAUCCCAUGUCAACCAAGCGUCAAACAAUCAUGUUCACGGCAACAUGGCCUCCAGUUGUCAGGGACCUUGCUACCACUUUCAUGAAAUCGCCUGUCACAGUUACAAUCGGCGGGGAUCCAUCUGCUGACCCUCGUGCGAACACAAGGAUCAAACAGGAUGUCGAGGUCCUUCAACCACAUGAGAAAGAGCCAAGGCUUGUGCAAUUACUCAAACAAAAUCAGCGGGCGCCCAAACCCCCGAAAGUCCUGGUUUUUUGUCUGUAUAAGAAGGAAGCUGUGCGUGUUGAGAGGCUUCUUCGGAACAAGGGUUUCAAAGUUGCGGGAAUACAUGGUGACCUCAACCAGCAAGAACGAUUUAAAAGCCUGGAGGCUUUCAAGACUGGAGCUGCCACAGUCCUUGUCGCCACUGAUGUGGCAGCCCGUGGACUCGAUAUCCCUGCAGUCAAACUCGUUAUUAACGUUACCUUCCCACUCACGGUCGAAGACUAUGUCCAUCGAAUCGGGCGAACCGGUCGUGCCGGGGCCGAAGGCCAUGCCAUUACCCUGUUUACCGAGCUGGAUAAGGCUCAAUCCGGAGGGUUAAUUAAUGUGCUGAAAGCAGCCAAGCAAGAUGUGCCAGAAUCUCUUCUCAAGUUUGGCUCCACCGUCAAGAAGAAGCAACAUGAUGCAUAUGGUGCAUUUUUCAAAGACGUUGACUCCAGCAAAGCAGCAACCAAAAUUGUCUUUGACGAUUGACAAAAAAAUAAUUCUAAUUUCUUUUGUAUUUCCCUUGCUUGAAUGUCAUCAUUUUACUGGCCCUGGUGUAUUGUGCUGCCAAGUAUUUCCUUUCAACAUAUGACCUACUCCCAUGCAUGACAGUUAGAUUGUAAGCUUCAGCCAAGUGUCCAAGAUUUGCAGAAAAAAAGAC
Aspergillus homomorphus CBS 101889 is the source of this 1712-nucleotide messenger RNA. It is a transcript of the gene dbp3, whose product is annotated as RNA-dependent ATPase DBP3. Gene Ontology annotation, cellular component: nucleolus. Gene Ontology annotation, biological process: rRNA processing. Lineage: Eukaryota; Fungi; Ascomycota; Eurotiomycetes; Eurotiales; Aspergillaceae. The transcript has 3 exons. The record is from RefSeq and is a predicted model, not a curated record. Gene Ontology annotation, molecular function: RNA binding; ATP binding; RNA helicase activity. Bases 47 to 1540 code for a protein of 497 amino acids.